Eurytemora carolleeae is the source of this 3168-nucleotide messenger RNA. RefSeq names its product ATP-dependent 6-phosphofructokinase (gene Pfk). NCBI's taxonomy places the organism in Eukaryota, Metazoa, Arthropoda, Copepoda, Calanoida, Temoridae. The transcript is spliced from 30 exons. The coding region runs from base 259 to 2697 and encodes 812 amino acids. Gene Ontology annotation, biological process: canonical glycolysis; fructose 6-phosphate metabolic process; fructose 1,6-bisphosphate metabolic process. Gene Ontology annotation, molecular function: monosaccharide binding; AMP binding; ATP binding. The record is from RefSeq and is a predicted model, not a curated record. Gene Ontology annotation, cellular component: cytoplasm; 6-phosphofructokinase complex.
CCUAAGUUUGAAAUAUGAAAUGUUUAAACCAUCAAGUUGCAAAGAUAUAGGGAUCUGACAUUCUGGUGACAAUUGCCCAUAAAGUUUUAUACUAGGAGAAGUUGUGGCAUCACGAGAUAAUAAUGAUACAUCCCAGAAAUAUGAAAUAUGCACAAACUAUACAAAAAAUUGCAGAAAAACUUAUCGAGUUGGGCAUUAAAGUUUAAAGAAGAGUCAUGUUCUUUGAUAAAUGUUGUUUUCAGAUUGUGAAAGUUUAAGAUGGGGGAUAAAGUUGCUGAACAUGAACCCUCUCCCUCCCCUAUGCCUAUUAUACCUCUACAGGUGCAACGUAAGUUGGUGGAGAGAGGAUCUCAAAAAGGAAAAGGGAUAGCUGUCUUCACCAGCGGAGGCGAUUCACAAGGGAUGAAUGCAGCUGUCAGAGCAGUUGUCAGGUUUGGAAUCUAUCUGGGUUGCAAAGUAUUCUUUAUAAAGGAGGGAUACCAGGGUAUGGUUGAUGGAGGUGAUAAUAUUGUGGAGGCUAACUGGAGAUCUGUCUCAGGCAUCAUCCACAAGGGAGGCACCAUCAUCGGCUCUGCAAGGUGUAUGGAAUUUAAAGAGAGGGCAGGAAGAUUGAAAGCUGCCAAGAAUCUGAUAACAAAGGGAAUCUCUAAUCUGGUUGUGAUUGGUGGAGAUGGUUCGUUGACUGGAGCCAAUAGGUUUAAACAGGAGUGGAGCAGUCUUCUUCAGGAAUUGGUUGAAACUAACCAAUUAUCCACUGAAUUGGCGACAACUUUCUCCCAUUUGAAUAUAGUUGGUAUGGUCGGAUCAAUCGACAAUGAUUUCUGUGGAACAGAUAUGACCAUUGGAACUGACUCUGCUCUGCAUCGUAUUAUAGAGGCUGUAGAUGCCAUCAUACCAACAGCCUCCAGCCAUCAGAGGACAUUCAUUAUGGAGGUAAUGGGACGACACUGUGGGUAUCUUGCUCUAGUAGCUGGGGUUGUGAGUGAAGCAGAUUUCGUCUUUAUCCCUGAAUGGCCGGCAGAAAAGAACUGGCCGGAGAAACUCUGUAAGAAACUGGAGAUUGAAAGAAAAUGCGGGCAUAGGUUGAAUAUUAUCAUUGUGGCUGAGGGGGCAAUUGAUAUGGACGGAAAUGCAAUUACAUGUGAGGAUAUUAAGAAGGUGGUUGUGGAUAACCUGCAUCAGGAUACAAGGAUCACUGUUUUGGGCCAUGUUCAGCGGGGCGGAGCUCCCUCCGCCUUUGAUAGAAUUCUCGGCUGCAGGAUGGGUGCAGAGGCUGUCCUUGCUUUGAUGGAUGCUACCCCAGAGACAGAAGCAUGUGUUGUGUCUCUGGACGGAAAUGCCGCGGUCCGUGUUCCACUCAUGGCCUGCGUUGAGAAAACACAAGCUGUGACGAAGGCUAUGGCUGACAAGAACUGGGAGCUAGCUGUAAAGCUGAGAGGGUCAUCUUUCCAGAGGAACCUGGACACCUACAGAAUGCUCACCAAAUUGAAUCCGGAAAUUACUGGGAAAGGAGUGAAGCCUCCAAGUGGUUUAACUGACUGCCCUGGAUGGAACCUGGCUGUUAUGCACUGCGGAGCGCCAUGCUGCGGAAUGAAUGCCGCGGUUCGAAGCUUCACAAGAAACUGCAUAUUCUCUGGAAAUAACCCCCUUGGUAUCCACAACGGUAUUGAUGGUUUGAUUAAAGGAGAAAUUAAACCUAUUGGAUGGUCUGAUGUCACUGGUUGGAUCGCAGAGGGUGGAGCCCUGCUGGGAACCAAGAGAACCCUACCAGAGAAGGAUUUCGCUAAAUGUGCAGAAAAUCUGGAGAAACACAAGAUUCAAGGACUAGUCGUCAUUGGAGGGUUUGAAGCAUUCAGUGCAGUUCUUCAGUUUUCACAGCAAAGAGAUAAAUAUAAACAAUUCAGGAUUCCAAUGGUUGUUUUGCCCGCCACAAUCUCCAACAACGUUCCUGGGACAGAUUUCUCUAUUGGUGCAGAUACAGCCCUUAAUGAGAUCACAGAGAUCUGUGACAGAAUUCGGCAAAGCGCCCAGGGCACCAAGCGUCGAGUCUUUAUCGUUGAAACUAUGGGUGGAUACUGUGGAUAUCUGGCUACUAUGGCAGGUUUAGCCGGUGGGGCUGAUGCUGCAUACAUAUUUGAGGAGAAGUUUGGUAUCAAGGAUUUAAUGAGGGAUAUGGAUAUCAUGGCGUAUAAGAUGGACGAAGGGAACAUCUACCGUGGUCUCAUCCUUAGGAAUGAGAUGGCCAGUGAGAACUACAGCACCGACUUCUUCUACAGGCUGUAUUCCGAGGAGGGUAAAAACAAGUUUACAGUUCGUCAAAAUAUUCUUGGACAUAUGCAGCAGGGGGGCUGGCCUUCGCCCUUCGACAGGAACGUGGCUACAAAGAUGGCAGCCAAGACAGUAAACUGGUUAAUUGAACAGCUGACUCAUGUGGCCGCAAGAGAUGAUGGUUCAGGAACCGUUCAUGCUGAUGAUCCUUCCACUGCUACUCUGCUCGGCAUGCGCACCAGAUCAUACAGGUUCCAGCCUGUUGAAGAUGUUGCCAAAGAAACUGACUUUACAUACAGAGUGUCUUCUGAUGGUAACCAGUGGUGGAUGAAGCUGCGUAGUAUUAUGGACAUUUUGGCACAGCAUGAUUCUACUUAUGAGGUGGAAGGAUUGGACCCAACAUCUACUACUGAUGGAGAAACUAUGUAAAAUCUGUGAGAGUGGAUCCUACAUCCUUCAUGACAUAAAUAAGAUUUUCAUUAAUCCAUAUUCAACUCAAAGCUACUGUCUUUAGUUGCAAUUGAAUCUAAAAUUAAAAGAUGUGAAAAUCUUCUGGACAACAAUCAGUGGAAUAAUUAUAGCUUUUUUUAUAAAAUGCUUUAAAUGUCACAAAAGAAAACAUAAUAUUGAAGAACCUGUAAUGAUCAUAUAUUUAAAUCUAACCCAGUGCAUGAAUUAUGAAAGUUAAAAUUAAAAGCUUUUAAUUUGAAUUAACAAAUUUUCUAUUAAAAUGUCCAAAUUAGUUGUCGUUUUACGUUUUUUAAAUGCAACCUCAGUUUGGCCCAAUCAUGUUUCAUCGUUGAGCCAUAUCUUAGUCCGAUAAGUAUUUUUAGAAAUCUGUUAUGAAAUUAACCUGUAGCUGUGUUUAGAUCUGUUAAAUAUACUAAAUUUAUCCAAUAA